UGUGUUUUAAUUUGACCCCAUCCUCUACUGAUGACGUUGAACAAGUACAAGUGCUGCAACGUGUGUGGUUUAAGAAUUAAACAUUAAAAAAAUUUUAAGAGUAUUUGAAAGAAGAACAUUUAUUGUUUUCUGAAACCUGUCACAAGCGAUAAUGUCUGGAUUUGGAGACCAGCCCGACUAUUUCCGUCAGCAGCAGGACGUUUCAUACAAUUUCGAAAUGCCCCCUCAGCAGGACUUCCAGCAGGAAUUAAACUUCCAAUCGUUUGAAGGAAAGCCGAACGUAUCUGGCAAUAUUUACGAGUCCAAUCCUUACCUAAACCCGUCUGUGCCUUACUCAGGUGAUGUAUAUGGAGGAUCUGGACAAGGCCGAGCUUAUGACGGCACAGGGGGCGAGUUCGAGGAUGAGCCGCCGCUACUUGAGGAGCUGGGCAUUAAUCCCGAGUUUAUCGUGCAAAAGACUCUCACAGUGCUGAAUCCUUUUCAUACUCCGGAAGUGGCAGCUUUGCAGGAUACUGACCUGGCCGGUCCUCUAGUCUUCUGUUUGGCUUUCGGAGGAUUUCUUCUUUUGUCUGGCAAAGUGCACUUCAGUUACAUUUAUGGUAUCGGAGUUUUGGGCUGUUUGUCCAUGUGGGCCCUCCUGAGCCUGAUGUCGGCUCAGAGUGUCACAAUAGGCACUGUUGUGACAGUUUUGGGCUACUGUCUCCUUCCAAUGGUCGGCCUUUCAGGAGUGAACGUAAUCCUGAGCUUACAAGGUUACGUCGGUAUUGUGUUGACCAGUGUGGCGAUUUUGUGGUGCAGUCUUUCGGCUUCCAAACUGUUUGUCACCGCUCUAGCCAUGGAUCAUCAACAACCCUUAGUGCUUUAUCCCUGUGCCCUACUUUACGGCGUUUUCGCUUUGAUUACAAUUUUUUAGACCCAACUGGAAUUAAUCGCAAUUCCUUAAACAAACAUUUACCGCGUUGUGGAAUGUUUGAUUAACAUUACUUAUAAUAAAUGCUAAUUAGGC
Tribolium castaneum (red flour beetle) is the source of this 1006-nucleotide messenger RNA. It is a transcript of the gene Yip1d1, whose product is annotated as Yip1 domain-containing 1. NCBI's taxonomy places the organism in Eukaryota, Metazoa, Arthropoda, Insecta, Coleoptera, Tenebrionidae. The transcript is spliced from 7 exons. Gene Ontology annotation, biological process: endoplasmic reticulum to Golgi vesicle-mediated transport; vesicle fusion with Golgi apparatus. Gene Ontology annotation, cellular component: trans-Golgi network. Bases 152 to 913 code for a protein of 253 amino acids. The record is from RefSeq and is a predicted model, not a curated record.